AAACUAGCUAUAUUCUAUUUCUCUGAAAUUUUUUUUUACACAGUUUUCUUAGGAAUAUCCAUUAUUUGUUUACUAUAUAAUAGAAAAAAAUAAUAACCUUAAUGAGUGGAAAAGCAAUCGGCAUUGAUUUAGGAACGUCAUAUUCCUGUGUUGGUGUUUGGCGAAAUGAUAGAGUUGAAAUUAUUGCAAAUGACCAGGGUAAUCGUACAACACCAUCAUAUGUAGCUUUCACUGAUACAGAGAUUCUUAUUGGAGAUGCGGCCAAAAAUCAAGCUUUUAUAAAUCCUCAUAAUACUGUAUUUAGUGUUCAUCGUCUUAUUGGUCAUAAUUUCAAUGAUAAGAACGUCAAAUCUGGUAUGAAGUAUUGGCCAUUCAAAGUUAUUAAUAAACCAGUUAUCAAUGUAGAAUAUAAAGGAAAAAGAAAAGAUUUCACACCCGAAGAAAUUUUAUCCAUGGUAUUGGUAAAAAUGAAAGAGACCGCAGAAGCAUCUCUUGGCACACAAGUUAAUAAUGCUGUAAUUACGGUACCAGCUUAUUUUAAUAACUCCCAACGACAAGCUAUAAAAGAUGCCGGUUUGAUUGCGGGUUUAAAUGUACUUCGUAUCAUUACUGGACCAACUGCAGCGGCUAUUGCUUACGGAUUGGAUAAUAAAACUACUGGAGAACGAAAUGUUCUUGUCUUUGAUUUGGGUGGUGGUACCCUUGAUGUCUCUCUCUUAACUAUUGAAGAGGGGAUUUUUAAAGUAAAAGCCGUUGCUGGUGACAAUCAUCUUGGUGGUGAAGAUUUUGAUAAUCGUCUUAUAAGUCAUUUUGUACAAGAAUUCAAAAGAAAAUUUAAAAAAGAUAUUUGUUCCAAUGCACGUGCUGUCCGUCGUUUAAGAACAGCAUGUGAACGUGCGAAACGUACACUUUCAACAUCAAUAAAAGCUUCCAUUGAAAUUGAUUCUCUUUAUGAAGGUAUUGACUUCUAUACCUCUUUGACGCGAACCAGAUUUGAAGAAUUAAAUCAAGAUCUAUUUAAUUCUACAAUGGAACCUGUUGAGAAAGUACUUCGAGAUAGUAAAAUUGACAAAAGUCAAGUCCAUGAAAUUGUCUUAGUCGGUUGUUCAACGUAUAUUCCUAAGAUUCAAAAAAUGGUAUCUGAAUUCUUUGAUGGUAAAAAACCAAACAAAUCUAUCAAUCCUGCUGAAGCCGCAACCUAUGGUGCUGCCGUACAAGCUGCUAUUUUAUCUGGUGAUACUUCUGAAAAGACUCAAGAUCUACUUUUACUUGAUAUCGUUCCUUUAUCUCUGAGCAUCGAAACUGCUGAUGGUGUAAUGAAGCCACUAAUUAAACGUAAUACUUCAGUACCUAUUAAGAAAUCUGAAAUUAUAUCUACAGAUUUUGAUAAUCAGUCUAGUAUAUCAAUUAAAAUAUAUGAAGGUGAACGUACUCGAACAAGAGAUAGCAACUUACUCGGAAAAUUCGAAUUAUCUGGAAUUUCUCCUGCUCCAAGAGGUGUUCCGCAAAUAAAAGUUACCUUUGAUAUUGAUGCAAAUGGCAUCUUGAACGUUUCUGCAGUUGGUAAAACAACCGGAAGAUCAAAUAAGAUUACCGUCACUAAUGACAAAGGAUUAUCGAAAGAAGAAAUCGAACGCAUGGUUGCAGAAAGAAUGCAAUAUGCGCAAAAAAUGGAACCACAAAAUUGCUUAGAGUCCUAUGCAUACAACUUGCUUACUGUUGUUCGAAAUAUUGAUAAUAUAAAGAAUGAACUUCAUGAUGCAGCACAAAAAUCAAUUGCAUGGCUUGAGAAUAACCGAGAAGCAAGAAAAGAUGAACAUGACCAGGAACAAAAAUUACUUGAAGAGAUUGUCGACCAAAUAAUGAGUAAUCUAAAUAACGUAAAUAUUUCUUCAUAGUUUUCCUAACUCAAUAAGUACGUUUUGUAAUAUUAAAUCUUAGGUAAAGUCAAACCAAGAUCAUAAUUGUACGUAAUAAAAGGUGAAUAAAUUGACAUUAAAAAUAUGCGGAUUUUUGGAGACGCGAUUAGCAAACAAAAUUAUAAGUUAAUACGAAUAAUUUUUUCCACAUGACCACGAAAUUACAUUUAAUAAGGCUUAGUGCAAAAUGAAUUAAAACCUUUAUGUAUAAAUUUUUAUAUUAUAUUAUAUUUUACUUUUUAUGGAAAUUAUUGAUCAAGUUAGUUUAAAAUAAAUUAC
Molecule: messenger RNA, 2198 nt
Organism: Rhizophagus irregularis DAOM 181602=DAOM 197198
Lineage: Eukaryota; Fungi; Glomeromycota; Glomeromycetes; Glomerales; Glomeraceae
Source: RefSeq, a predicted model, not a curated record